This is a messenger RNA of Nilaparvata lugens (brown planthopper), 2685 nucleotides long. RefSeq names its product BTB/POZ domain-containing adapter for CUL3-mediated RhoA degradation protein 3. Bases 299 to 1225 code for a protein of 308 amino acids. The transcript is spliced from 5 exons. Gene Ontology annotation, molecular function: protein binding. Gene Ontology annotation, biological process: protein homooligomerization. The record is from RefSeq and is a predicted model, not a curated record. Lineage: Eukaryota; Metazoa; Arthropoda; Insecta; Hemiptera; Delphacidae.
UCCACCAUUUUGCUUCGUCUUCUGCUGUGAGUUGUUUUGUCAAAGUUGUCUGCUUUUUUAGGGUGUGAUUCACUGAAAAAUGUAACUUUUUGAGUUGAAAUAUGUGAUUUCAAAUUUUAAAACGGCCUAGUAGCUUCUAACAGCUUUCAUAUCUCAAUUUAGGUUAAUUUUCAACUAACUUCGUCACAAUCUGUUGAAGUCGAUAAUAGUUAGGUUAUAUCGUGUGUGAUCUAGCCCAAAUGUGAUUGAGUGCUUCGUAUAUUUUGUUUGGAAACGUUUAAAUUAAUCUAGAUUCAAUAUGUCUGGUGACAGAAAAACUGUCAUUAAAGGAAAUCCAUCUCAGUAUGUGAAAUUAAACAUUGGUGGCUCUUUGUAUUACACAACUAUAGGAACUCUUACAAAAUUAGACACAAUGCUAAGAGCAAUGUUUAGUGGACGUAUGGAGGUCCUUACAGAUUCAGAAGGCUGGAUCCUGAUAGACCGUUGCGGCAAGCACUUUGGUCGCAUCCUCACCUACCUGCGGGACGGUUCGCUGCCGCUUCCGGCCAGCGUCGUCGAGCUGUGCGAACUGCGAGCCGAGGCCAAGUACUACUGUAUCGGCGAACUGGCCGCCGACUGUGAUGCAGCCCUCAGUCGCCGUAGACAGGUGCAGGCCGAGCCAAUUUGUCGGGUGCCGCUCAUCAACAGUCAAAAGGAGGAGCAGUUGUUGAUCAGCUCUUCUUCUAAGCCUGUGGUGAAGUUACUUAUCAAUAGACACAACAAUAAAUACUCCUAUACAAGCGCAUCAGACGACAACCUUUUGAAAAACAUCGAACUAUUCGACAAGUUGUCGCUGCGUUUCUUCGGUCGUGUGCUGUUCAUCAAAGACGUGAUUGGUUCGAAUGAGAUCUGCUGCUGGAGCUUUUAUGGUCACGAGAAAAAAGUGGCUGAAGUAUGCUGCACGUCUAUCGUCUAUGCUACCGACAAAAAACACACUAAGGUGGAGUUCCCAGAAGCGCGUAUCUACGAGGAGACUCUGAACAUCCUGCUGUACGAGAGCAGGGUUGGCGGUGAAGAGGGGGCUGGUGGGGGCGCCGAUGGAGGGGAUGUGCUGAUGAUGGCCACCUCCUCCUCACUGGCUCUGGCAUCCUCCUCCUACACGACAACGGCGACCACCAGCGAUGAGGAGGAGCGCUCCUCCUCUGGAUUGGCCAAGUUGCGCUACAACAAGCAGAGCAACCAAUGAUAGGGACAUCGGUGAGAUGUGGUGCAGUGUGGUGUGCUGUGAACUGGGCUUUUGGACAAGGAAGGUGACAUGACUGUGAACUGGGCUUUUGGACAAGGAAGGUGACAUGACUGUGAACUGGGCUUUUAGACAAGGAAGGUGACAUGACUGUGAACUGGGCUUUUGGACAAGGAAGGUGGUAUGACUGUGAACUGGGCUUUUGGAGAAGGAAGGUGACAUGACUGUGAACUGGGGUUGGUUUCAGAGAACUUUUAGAAGGAGUGACAUGAUUGUGAACUUGGCUUUUGGACAAAGAAGGUGACAUGACUGUGAACUAGGCUUUUAGACAAGGAAGGUGACAUGACUGUGAACUGGGCUUUUAGACAAGGAAGGUGGUAUGACUGUGAACUGGGCUUUUGGAGAAGGAAGGUGACAUGACUGUGAACUGGGGUUUGUUUCAGAGAACCUUUAGAAGGAGUGAGAUGAUUGUGAAUAUAGAAGGAGGUGAUAUGAUAGUAAACUUGGUUUAGUGGCAAUGUAGGAAGGAAGGUGACUUGAUUCUGAACUGGGGUUUGUUUCCGAGAACAUAGAAGAAGUGACAUGAUUGUGAACUGUGUUUUUUGACAGAGCAGGUGACAUUAUACUAAAGUUUGAAGUUACAGUGUGUAGGGAUGAAUGGAGCAGAACUUGACUCAAGGCACGCUUGAAUAUUGAUAUCAACCAUUGAUUGAUUAGAUUCAUAAGGUUGAGACCAUAUUAGGCGUUUCCAGAAUAAGCAGGGCAGGAAGCUCUCCAAUUCUCUGAUUGGGUUGACGCUUGAAAAACGCCUAAUUUGGUCUCGCUCUAACUCUGUUGUGAAACGAGUGAGAUUAUCAAGUCACAAAAAUACUCUGGUGUUGAGCAAAAACUGAUAUUUACUCGAUUCUGAAGUGGGGGUUAAUUUUUAAUUGACUCAAGGAACACUUAAAAUUAAUCCAACAUAUCGGACAAACUAGCUAGCUAAUGAAAGUCUUGGAAAUUGUUCACAUGGCUCUAGUAAGCUAGUCUAGAAACGUUUUUAUCUUCGGACAAAUUUACUGAUAUAGAGCUUCCUAAAAUUCUAUCUAGAUUUAUCUAUGUUUUGACGUUUUAGAGAGAUCUAUGAUAGCGUUAUACUAUACUAAUUUUUCACGAUAAUUCUUUUAUGUUUUGGUUCCAAAUUAUUUACAAAAAUGUUAGCCAAAUAUAAUUUUGUAUAAAACUGACUGUGUAUCGAACCUUAAUAUUAUUAUAACAAUUUUCAGAAACAUUCAAAACUAGGGAUAGACUUUUGUCACAGAUGAUAGAGAACCUUUAGUAACAGAUAGAUUCUCUAUUAUUUGUGCUUGUGUACUUUUCUAAGCUAGUCCUAUUAUUGUUGAUUUAUUUUUAAUUAAUAUAACUCUAGGGAAAUUGUUCUAGUUAGAGUUUUAUAUUACUAUGGGAAUAAAUUAUCAGAUUUA